UCUUUUAGAGUGGAAGGGUGUAGGAAGGAGUUCAGACAGAGGCUAGGUAGGGAUGUGCAAAGGGGAGGUCAAGUGUUAGGGCAUCAUGGUGGUGUUGGUGGUGGUGUUGUUGUCUUGCUGCAUAGACGUUGUCAUGUGCAUGGACGAGAGCGUCUGUCCUUCCUUGGUGUGGUGUCCACUCUGGCGCUGGGGUGGGGUGAAGGGUUUCUCUCAUAAGAAUCUGGUGGAUGGGAAUAGGGGGAAAGGGGUUUCUUCUGGCAUGGCAUGGCUCUCGGUUGGGGGUCGGGGUCCAGGGUGGAGUUUGUUGGGUUAUUUCAAUCCUUUUUGGGGCUACUCCCUUUGGUCUUAUCUCCUCUCCACUUGCAGUUGCGGGAAUAUGCAUCCGCAUGAGGGGUGCUUUUGGAUUUGUGCCCUUGAUGUUAGUGUUGCUUCUGUUGUGAUAUACGGCGUGGUGUGGACCACCUUAGUCAGUCCUUGCAUCUCGAUGGUGCUCCAAAUGGUAUACCGGUAUUUCAAUUGUUUUUAUAUAGAGCCUCUUCUCCUUGUUGUUCGUUACUUUCACGGGUACACACGUAAGCCCCUUAACAGAACCACCGAACCACUGCCCAGCCACCCGACCAAUCCGCCCUUCUCUACCGCUCACAAAAAGUUGGUGGCAGCCAUGCCCGGAGGACAGAAAUAACCCAUCCACCAAAGGUAUAUACUUGAGAAAAACC
Molecule: messenger RNA, 716 nt
Organism: Westerdykella ornata
Lineage: Eukaryota; Fungi; Ascomycota; Dothideomycetes; Pleosporales; Sporormiaceae
Exons: 1
Coding region: 86-682 (198 amino acids)
Source: RefSeq, a predicted model, not a curated record